Leptomonas pyrrhocoris is the source of this 1293-nucleotide messenger RNA. Its product is annotated as putative fructose-bisphosphate aldolase glycosomal. Lineage: Eukaryota; Euglenozoa; Kinetoplastea; Trypanosomatida; Trypanosomatidae. The transcript has a single exon. Gene Ontology annotation, biological process: fructose 1,6-bisphosphate metabolic process; glycolytic process. Gene Ontology annotation, cellular component: cytosol. Gene Ontology annotation, molecular function: fructose-bisphosphate aldolase activity. The record is from RefSeq and is a predicted model, not a curated record. Bases 208 to 1293 code for a protein of 361 amino acids.
AGACAUAUGAGAUACCUUUCAACCUGAGCUGUCACACAAGCUACACCUCUACGGUGUUGCUGUCUCUACGCAAACUUCAACCUUAGUAUCGCUCUCUACUUCUCAAACGCCAACGUUCCCACAAGAAUCAACGCUAUCCAACCAAAAACUAACCGCUCGCUUUCCUUUCCCUUUCUAACCCUCGCACCCACCCCACCUCUCUCGAUCAUGUCCGCCACGAUCACGGUGCUCCAGUCGCAGCUGCCCGCGUACGGCCGCGUGCGCACGCCGUACGAGAAGGAGCUGCUGGAGACGGCACGCAUUCUUGCGACGCGCGGCAAGGGCAUCCUCGCUGCGGACGAGCCGAACGACGCGUACGACGCGCGCUUCGCACCGAUGGGCCUGGAGAACAACGAGGCGAACCGCCGCAAGUACCGCGUGGUGCUGCUGGAGACGGAGGACCUGCACAAGUACAUUGGCGGUGUGAUCCUGAGCAAGGAGACGGUGGAGCAGCAGUGCAGCCAGGGGAUGAUGUUCACGGAGAUGCUGCGCAAGAACGGCGUUGUGUCUGGCGUGAACGUGGACGGCGGCCUGCGUCCGUUCUACGAGGGCGCGCCUGGCGAGGAAAUGACUGCCGGCAUGGACGGGUACGUGGAGCGCGUGCAGCACUACUACAAGCUUGGUGCGCGCUUCUGCAAGUGGCGCAACGUGUUCAAGAUCCAGAACGGCAACGUGUCGGAGUCGCUGAUCCAGUUCAACGCAGAAACGCAGGCACGCUACGCCGCGCUGUCGCAGCUGAACGGGCUUGUGCCGAUUGUGGAGCCGGAGGUGAUGCUGGAGGGCACGCACGACGUGGAGACGUGCCAGCGCGUGUCGGAGCACGUGUGGGCGACGGUGUUCGCUGCGCUGCACCGCCACGGUGUGAUCCUGGAGGGCAUGUUCCUGAAGCCGAGCAUGGUUGUUGCCGGGUCUGAGUCUGGGAUCAAGUGCGCGCCGGAGGAGGUUGCGCUGGCGACUGUGCAGACGCUGUCGCGCGUUGUGCCGCCCGCGGUGCCUGCGAUCGGGUUCCUGUCUGGUGGUCUGAGCGAGCUGCAGUCGUCGGAGUACCUGAACGCGAUCAACAACGCGCCCGUUGCGCGUCCGUGGCACCUGACGUUCACGUUUGGGCGUGCGUUGCAGGGCAGCGCGCUGAAGGCGUGGAAGGGCAAGGACGAGCUGAUCCCGGAUGCGCGCCGCGCGUUCCUGCACCGUGCGCGCAUGAACUCGCUUGCCUCGCAGGGCAAGUAUGACCCGAAGCUGGAGGCGGAGGCGUAG